Messenger RNA from Octopus bimaculoides (California two-spot octopus), 5361 nucleotides. Its product is annotated as V-type proton ATPase subunit C 1-A. Gene Ontology annotation, molecular function: proton-transporting ATPase activity, rotational mechanism. Gene Ontology annotation, biological process: proton transmembrane transport. NCBI's taxonomy places the organism in Eukaryota, Metazoa, Mollusca, Cephalopoda, Octopoda, Octopodidae. Gene Ontology annotation, cellular component: lysosomal membrane; vacuolar proton-transporting V-type ATPase, V1 domain. The record is from RefSeq and is a predicted model, not a curated record.
UUGAGCGUCGGGAGAUCAAUUAACGGCGACAUUGAGGUGGGUUGAUCGCUUUUUCUUCUCGAUCUAAAAUGAAUGACAAUCAGAUCAUGUUGUCAAUUAUUAUUUUUAAAUCGACAUCAUUGAACGUUAAGACAAAAUCACUUUGUGGUAUUUAAUGACGUCUCCGUCAACAUUUAAAUAACCACCCCCAAAUCAGUUGGGAUUCACUUUGCCAUUCGUUGUUGUGCAGAGAUCGAUAAAAGAAAUUAUUAGUUAUUGUACUGGAUCGAUAGAACCUAUAAUACCCCAAAAUCUAUGGACAUAUUUUUGUUUUCCAAUAAAGUAAUGUCAAAUAUUUGAAGCGUCAUCGAUUCAGAUUGAAAUAAUUCUGAAUAUUUCUCGAAACAUAAACAAAUGUCAUUUUACCGGAAGUGACCUUUCUCCACUGGUCAUGUGAUCAGACGACUCGCAGCACCUGAUCCUCACUUCACUUCAAUCCUUCGACACAGUUUUCGGCCUCCCUUGAUGCCAACCAUUUGUCUGUCGCCUGUGAAGAAAUCGGAGUUGGAUGUAGGAUCGUUGUUGUAGCAUUCUUGAAUUCAUGCCGUCCACACCUCCAAGUAGACGUCGACAAUAAACCGUUCUGUUCGUCUUGGAUUUAUUGCAUAAUUAUUUCAAUUGUUUUGAUUGUCAUGGAAUGUGUAUCUUUGAAAGGAAAAUGUGUCACUCCGAGAGUAGAUUAAUAAUGUCAGUCCAUUCCACAUGUUUACCUGAGUGAUGUCAAUGUAUUGAUAAAGAACACGCAGUGAAUCAUGUAUGAAUUUUGGUUGAUCUCAGCACCAGGUGACAAGACUUGUGCACAGACAUGGGAGAGUUUGAACAAUCUAACAGCAAGACAGAACAACCUCUCUACAAACUAUAAAUUCCAAAUUCCUGAUUUAAAAGUUGGCACCUUAGAUGUGUUGGUGGGUCUCUCUGAUGAUCUUGGCAAACUGGAUGACUAUGUGGAGAGGGUAACACGAAAAUUGGCCCAUUACCUUGGUGAGGUACUGGAAAAUCAAAGAGAAAACCUCCGUGAGAACCUCAAAGCUGGUGGAGUUGACCUUGUUACUUACCUGUCACGGUUCCAGUGGGAUCUUGCUAAAUAUCCAAUCAAGCAGUCAUUACGUAACAUUGCUGAAAUCAUCUCAAAGCAAGUGUCUCAGGUGGAAUCAGACUUGAAGACUAAAUCUAAUGCUUACAACAGCUUGAAAGGAAACCUCCAGAAUCUGGAAAGGAAAGCCACUGGAAGUCUGUUGACCCGCAAUUUAGCUGAUAUUGUCAAGAAAACGGACUUUGUGCUUGACUCUGAGUAUCUUACAACGUUGUUGGUUGUUAUUCCAAAAAAUAAUAAUCAAGAUUGGCAAAUCAAGUACGAGACAUUGACAGACAUGGUUGUUCCACGUUCUAGCAAAGUUCUGUUUGAUGACGGAGACAGUCUUUUAGUGUCAGUGACACUCUUUAAACGAGUUGUUGAUGAAUUUAAACAUCACUGCCGCGAAUGCAAGUUUUCUGUUCGAGACUUUACAUACAAUGAAGAAGAGAUGAUUGCUGGCAAGAAUGAAUUAUCUAAACUAGAAGCUGACAAAAAGAAACAAUUUGGUCCCUUGGUGAAAUGGUUAAAAAUAAAUUUUGGUGAGUGUUUUGCAGCUUGGAUCCAUGUGAAAGCUUUAAGAGUUUUUGUUGAAUCAGUCUUAAGAUAUGGCCUGCCAGUCAAUUUCCAAGCCAUGCUUCUACAUCCUCACAAAAAGGCACAGCGUCGCCUGAGAGAAGAAUUAAAUAAACAUUAUAGUCACCUUGACAGUGCAGCACUUGCUGGUAAUGAUCCAGCUGUGGACAUACCAGGACUGAACAUGGGUCAACAUGAAUAUUAUGCUUACGUUUUCUACAAGAUUAAUCUAGACAUGUUGGACAGCAAUGCAAGGUUCUGAGGUGGUUACGACCAGAAAAUAAACAAAUCUGAAACUUUCACAACAUUCCAUAAACAACUUUGUGAAUGUCACUGAUUUCUGCUGUGUACAAUAGUGUAUGAACACUACAACAGUGUGUGUAUAUAUGUGUGUGUAUACACAAUAUAAACACCCAUAGUACACACUUCUGAGAGCAUGCAAUAAAGACUUUACCAUAAUAUCUUGUUUUACUGAGAGACAGGAUUAGCAAGUAGGAUUUUCUCUAUGGAUCAGGUGUGGUGGUGGUGGGGGUGGGUGGGGUGCCCUGUGGUGUUAGAGUAGUUAGCAAUCGGCAUGCCUCCACUCUCCACUUGGUUACUUAUUCAUUAUUAUCAUUGUUAUUAUUAUUGUUAAUAUUAUUAUUAUUAUUAAUCCUACCCUCAUCGUCAUCACCAGUGUUCCCUAGUAUGGAGUCAGGUGUUAUGGUGAAAGAUUUUGAUAAUUUCAACUGUCUUGUUAACACUUUUCCCUUUGUUUGUUCUGUUUUCUCAUAAUCCAGAUGUGAUUAUUAUUAUUAUUAUUAUUAUUAUUAUUGGUGUUUUGAACAAAUUUAUAGUCAACAAAUGGUUGUUAUAGCUCUGCUGGGGGUGGGGGAGUGUCCAAAUUCUUGACAAAAUGAAUCUAUUGUGUCAUUAAUGAUGAAUUGUUAUAAGAUAUCGAUUAAAGGAACUGAUAAAAAAUAUUGAUUUCCUUUUUUAUUUAUCAGCCCUCAUUGAUUUUACUUUCUACUCACAUUUUUCACACACUCACACAGUGUAAAUUCAAUGAAGAAUAAGAAAAGUGAACACAAGAGGGACAAGUUUUCAUAAAUAUACUUGCUGAAUGCUUCAACAGAAAGAGUCGUAACAUUUCUGUCCGUUCCGAUGAAGGAACAGAAAAGCACAACGGAAGUGAGAAACCAGAACAACCUGUGAAAGAAGCAGCACACAGAUGAGGAGUUAGAAAGCCGAAGGUGGGAGCAAAAUAAUUAAGGAGGAGGUGUCGAAAAUGCUCGUUUUUCUUAACUUGACAUUCCAUUUUAAUGAUCUGAUAAAAAUUAACUAGAAAAAAAAAUAAAGAUUCCAAAAUGAUUCAAAAAUAGAAUUUUCGAAAAAAAAUAGAUUCCAAAAUUUGAAAACAUAAUAAUCUCUUAUGCUAGAAACAGCAGUCAUUAUCACAGCAGCCAGCUGUCUGCACCAGCUCCAGCAGAAGCCGCACACACACACACACACACAUAUAUAUGUAUAUACUCAAGUGAGCAGACAAACGAAAGUGGUAUUCAACACAUUUAAUAAGAGUUACAUAUUUUUAAUAACAGAUUGACUCAGCUCUGCAUGACUUAAAGUUUUGUGGGCAUGUAAGACGGCCAUCUCCUCAGAUACAAAGAGAAGAGUGAGAGAUUUAAGAUAAAUUCAAGAUGGCUUCUUGAUGCCAGGCCUCUGUUGGUCAGCCCAGGUCACAUACUUUUAAUAUUGCCCUGCUUCAUCUGGAGACUGUGACCAAUGAAAUGAUUUCCCCAACUACAAAUCAAGCACCAUUGACAGGAUCCCUCCUUAUUCACUUGGCUAUUACAAUUGCCAAUGCCAUCUCUAUGGGAGACUGAACAUACUUCACCAACAAGCAGUAUCCAUCAACAGGAAAAAGGGGAAGGCCCUAUUGAUGAAUUUCAAACCAGUGGCUGCUGACAAAAACAGAUAUGCCAACUUAGGCCUGGCUGUUCCACACACAAGGGUAAGGUAUUUAAUCCCUAUAUUCACAUAGACUACAGCCUCCACCUGUGUUGGUCAUCCACCUUCAUUUGUAAGACCAACAGCUUUGAUUAGUCUCUUACUAAUUUGCUCAAACUCCACUGAAAGACAAUUGAAUGACUGAUUCAUUGUAACAUCCCACCUCACCAUAUGCAGAACCCAAUACAAGGGACUGAUGUCAUUGAGUCCAUUUUGCAGCAGACUACCACUAAUAUCCUGUCCAAAAAUAAAGAUAAUAGGUGGUGUGACUUUCACAGCAUUAACACCAUGUAAUCUGUGCUGACCAAUAGAGGCCACAGACCUAGCAGCUAAAAGCCAUCUUGAAUUUGUCUCAAGCUGUAGAACAUUGUCAGAUCAGAUUGGAGCCUGAUGCUGUCACUGGCUUUCCAGAGCUCAGUCAAACCGUCCAACCCAUGCCAGCAUGGAAAACGGACGUUAAACGAUGAUGAUGAUGAUGAUGAUAGGUAUGCACUAAAGUUGCAAAAGCUGAUAAAUUGCAGCAUUCAUUGAGAUGUUGCAAAGAAACUCAGAGUCCUUAACUGAUAAUGUGAAAGUAAAUAAAAUAUAUCCUCAACAAUUCAAUUUCUUUUCUCUAGCUCUAGAAUAGAGUUGUGUCAACUUCAAGACAUUAUCUGAGAACUUUCAAACAAUUUACGAAAGCAACUGACAUGGAUGGCAAACCCAUAGCUAGAGACUUCUAGAAGUUCAACAUAAUAGAUGCUGCGGACAGCAUAGUUGAGUCAUGGAAUGAAGUAAAAGCUUCAUCUUUGAAUGGCCAGAUUGUAUCUGUGGCUUUACAAGUUUUCUACCAGCAGAAAGUCUACAUCAAAUUCAGAAAGAUACUGUGACACUUGCAAAUGAUAUAUAUUUCAAGAGGAGGAUGUGGCUGAGUUGCUGGUGUCCCAUAGAGAAAGUUUAUCGAACGAAAAGCUGAUGCUCUUAGAAGAAAAAAAAGCAAGCUGAAAAUACGGACGAAAAUGAGGAAAUCCCAUCAACUCCAUUUAAAUUCAAAAAUUAUUGCUGAAGGGUUGGCACCUAUAGAGGAACAUUUUUGCUGGUAACCAUGAACAUAACCAUAACAUUUACAAGAGAAGUUUACUAUGAACUCAGUUUAUACUCUGAACUGUCUGUAGAGAUGAUGCGCCAAAAACAACAGAUAACUUUGGAUUUCUUUGCCCUUUCAGUAGAUGUUGAUGAUAAUGAAACAAGAUAGAAGAUAGUGAUCCUCCACCUCCGAGAAUUCAUAGCAUCACCAUCAAUAAGUCAAUAUCGAACUCUACAACCGUAUUACGAUUCCUAUUUAUUCCCUAACGUAUUUUUAGCAAAUGUUUUUAUGGUUACAUAUUGUACUGAAUGUAUUUCGAAAUUGUUAUUUUCAAGCAUAAAAGCGAUCGUAUUGGUGAAUUUGUUAGUUUUCCGAGAAAAAAGUUCGUCAGAAUGCUUCUAACUUUCCAACAUGAAAAUCAAUGGGGAAUUAGCUUCGCUUUACGGAAUUUAAUGUUACAAGACUUGAAAAACGCAUUACUUCUGCAAUGUGGAGGAUUCUUGUAUUUUAUUGUUAUUAAUGAUGUGAAAAUAUAAUAUAUCGAAUUCUAUAUGACUAUAUUUAAUAUUUUUGUUAAUAAAAAGGGACCAGUGUGAUUAAGAAUCGCUUAUUUUAACGAGAA